UCAUCUUCACAGAUUCGCAGAGCGAGUCUGUGAACUCCACCAGCUGGGACACUGUCUGCCCCAUUGUCAUCCAACACCAUGAGCUGGAGCUUCCUGACACGUCUGCUGGAGGAGAUCCAGAACCAUUCUACGCCGGUGGGGAAACUCUGGCUCACCACGUUGGUAGUUUUCCGCAUCGUGUUGACGGCCGUGGGCGGCGAGUCCAUUUACUACGACGAGCAGAGCAAGUUUGUGUGUAACUCCGGUCAGCCCGGCUGCGAGAACGUUUGCUACGAUUCCUUCGCGCCACUCUCGCAUGUGCGAUUUUGGGUCUUCCAGAUAAUCCUUUCCUCUCUGCCCUCGCUCCUAUACAUGGGGUAUGCGGCCAAUAAGAUCUCUCGCAAUCAGGAUCAUGGAGGGACUAGGAACGAAGCUCCGGCGGAGAGUAUCCCUGAUAGUGGGUACACACAACGGAAGCCAAGGAAACUGUACUUCGGGGCACGUCAACACCAGCCAGGGCAUGAGACCGCAGAGGAGGAGCGUGAAGACGACCCCAUGAUCUAUGAGGUGCCCGAAAUAGAUAACACACGGAGCGAGCUCGUGCCGCCCCGUCCCAAGCCCAAAGUACGGCACGACGGCCGGCGCCGUAUUAAAGACGACGGCUUGAUGAGAGUGUACGUGCUACAGCUGCUGACUCGCUCCGCCUUGGAAGCGGUUUUUCUUGCCGGUCAGUACCUGCUGUACGGCUUCCACGUGGCACCGAUAUUCGUGUGCACAAGUGAGCCCUGCCCACACCGCGUAGACUGCUUCGUUUCACGCCCCACAGAAAAGACCAUCUUCCUCCGCAUCAUGUACGGCGUCAGCUGCCUCUGUCUGCUGCUCAACGUUUGGGAGAUGAUUCACCUCGGGGUGGGCACCAUCAAAGACGUCCUACGGAAACGCCAAGCCGCUUCGGCAGAGGACGAAUACCAGCUGGGCUUGCUAGGGCCCGCGGGCAUGCCUGUCGGAGUGAAUGGACCGGAACUGAGCGAAGCAGAACUGGCGGACGAUGUUGGAAGCAGGGUCAGAGAAGCGGACUAUGUAGGUUACCCUUUCUCUUGGAGUACGCCAUCUGCGCCGCCGGGGUAUAACAUCGUGAUGAAGCCCGAGACCCUACCCUACACAGAUCUAAACAAUGCCAAGAUAGCGUGCAAGCAAAACCGCGCCAACAUCGCACAGGAGGAACAGCAGCAGUUCGGCUCCAACGAGGACAACUUCCCCUCGGCGAGCGACGCCCGGCCACCGCCGAUCAACAAGAACGCCGUCCAGUUAGAAGCAGCCAUUCAGGCCUACGCCCUUCAGCACCAUGGCAGCAAUAACAACGACGACAUACAUAACAACCACAACAGUAACGAUCAGCUACAGAGUAACAUACCCGCUGUUCUUCAGAAGGAGAGAAAGCAUCGAUUGAAACCCAGCAAAGCAGACAGCGCCGGGAGCAGCAACAGUAACAAGUCCGGGGAGGGGAAACCAUCUGUAUGGAUCUGAGAAUUCACCCAUAUACGUAUAUUCGGGUGUUCCCAUGUACUCACCCAAUUCCAUCCAUAUAAACACAGUACAGAUUUUGGGUAUACAUCGCACAACCACGGGCAUGGCAUAUAGCUGAAUUUUUUUUGAAGCACCGUGUGCCUUAAAAUCCAGGA
Messenger RNA from Trichomycterus rosablanca, 1661 nucleotides. RefSeq names its product gap junction protein gamma 1 (gene gjc1). The transcript is spliced from 2 exons. Gene Ontology annotation, molecular function: gap junction channel activity. The coding region runs from base 79 to 1506 and encodes 475 amino acids. Lineage: Eukaryota; Metazoa; Chordata; Actinopteri; Siluriformes; Trichomycteridae. Gene Ontology annotation, biological process: cell-cell signaling. Gene Ontology annotation, cellular component: connexin complex. The record is from RefSeq and is a predicted model, not a curated record.